AUGCAACAAAGGGAAGAAAGGAAAAAGGGAAGAAAGAUAACAAAGGGGGAUCAAGAUAAGAUACGCCGGAAUAUCUUUUUUGCCGGAGCACCAGUUCAAACCGUAAAGAAAUUCGACGCCGGUUUGAACAAGAAGACGGCAGCUGUUAAUGCUAGGAAGCUAGACGAGGCGGCGGAACCAGCAGCGCUUGAGAAAGUUCCUGUGGAUGUUAGACAAGCGAUACAGAAAGCGAGGAUUGAGAAAAAGAUGAGUCAAGCUGAUUUAGCGAAGCAGAUUAAUGAACGAACGCAGGUUGUUGCAGAGUAUGAGAAUGGUAAGGCGGUGCCUAAUCAACUUGUGUUGGGGAAAAUGGAAAAAGUGCUUGGUGUUAAACUCAGAGGCCUGUAG
Molecule: messenger RNA, 387 nt
Organism: Capsicum annuum
Lineage: Eukaryota; Viridiplantae; Streptophyta; Magnoliopsida; Solanales; Solanaceae
Product: multiprotein-bridging factor 1c-like
Exons: 2
Coding region: 1-387 (128 amino acids)
Cellular component (GO): nucleus
Molecular function (GO): DNA binding
Source: RefSeq, a predicted model, not a curated record